Maudiozyma barnettii is the source of this 555-nucleotide messenger RNA. RefSeq names its product peptide-methionine (R)-S-oxide reductase (gene MXR2). The transcript has a single exon. The coding region runs from base 1 to 555 and encodes 184 amino acids. Lineage: Eukaryota; Fungi; Ascomycota; Saccharomycetes; Saccharomycetales; Saccharomycetaceae. The record is from RefSeq and is a predicted model, not a curated record. Gene Ontology annotation, biological process: protein repair; response to oxidative stress. Gene Ontology annotation, molecular function: peptide-methionine (R)-S-oxide reductase activity.
AUGAGUUUUGUUUCAGUGGCAGUUACUGAAAUGAACAGAAUACUUCCCGGUUCAAGUGUUAUUAGAAUAGCUGUUACUUGCACCAGAUCAAAAUACCAACUGGCAAACAGAUUCCAAAGAAGAUCACUAUCAUAUACAUCUCACUUAUAUAAAAUGGUAUCGAACCAAGAAGGUUGGAAUCCAAAUUUGACUCCAGAACAACUAAAUGUAUUAAAAGAUAAAGGUACAGAAAGACCUGGGACAGGUAUAUAUCUAAGUGUCAAAGAGAAAGGUGUAUAUCAUUGUGCAAACUGUGAUGCUCCGAUAUAUAGGAGCGAAACUAAAUUUGACUCCUCGUGUGGAUGGCCAGCCUUUAAUCAGGAGAUAUCAAACGAUGCCUUGACAUAUCAUGUAGAUAGCACAUUAGGAAUGGAACGUACUGAAAUAUGUUGUUCCAAAUGUGGAGGACACAUGGGUCAUGUAUUUAAAGGAGAAGGUUGGGAUAAACUCCUUGGUUUGCCGAAGGAUGAAAGACAUUGUGUGAACAGUUUGUCUCUUAAUUUCAAAAAAGAUUGA